Molecule: messenger RNA, 1988 nt
Organism: Coccidioides immitis RS
Lineage: Eukaryota; Fungi; Ascomycota; Eurotiomycetes; Onygenales; Onygenaceae
Exons: 4
Coding region: 62-868 (268 amino acids)
Biological process (GO): proteasome-mediated ubiquitin-dependent protein catabolic process
Cellular component (GO): cytoplasm; nucleus
Molecular function (GO): protein binding
Source: RefSeq, a predicted model, not a curated record
CUGCCAACAGGAUAUAUCUUACAACACGGCCUUUCUUUUCAUUCCCCUUAGACUUUUAAGAAUGGCUUCUACUAACAUUAUGUCUCCAACACCUUCCACCACCACGCCUACCUGGCACCGGUUCGAAAGGAAGGUGGAGGAGGUGAAGUCAUCCAAAAGUGAUAUCAAUUUCCUGAUUAUGGACUAUCUCGUUACAAAUGGAUAUCCCUUAGCGGCAAAGAAAUUUGCGGUCGAGGCCAAUAUCCAACCUCAAGCAGACAUAGAAUCUAUGCAGGAGCGAGUAGAUAUUCGGAAUGCUAUCUAUUCCGGGGACAUACAGUCGGCAAUCGAGAAGAUCAAUGAACUUAACCCUCAGAUUUUAGACUGUAAUUCUUCGCUUCACUUCGCACUCCUUCAGUUGCAACUGAUCGAGCUGAUACGGACUUGUACAUCGACUCCUAAUGGUGACAUCUCCCUCGCACUUGACUUCGCAACAUCGCAACUAGCCCCGCGGGCCCCGACCAAUCCUCAAUUUCUUGAGGACCUAGAGAAGACAUUGUCCCUACUAAUUUUCCCAGCUGAAAGUCUCUCUCCAUCAUUGGCUGCAUUGCUGGAUCCAGAGCUACGAAAAACAAUUGCAAAUCGUGUUAAUGAAGCUAUCUUGCACAAUCAAGGUGCCAAACGUGAAGCUAGGCUUCGAAACUUGGUGAAACUACGAGCCUGGGCAGAACAAAAGGCCCGCCAAAUGAAAAAGGAUGUUCCCGAUAAACUUGAUAUCGGACUCGACGGAGAUACCCGGAAAGCCAAUAAUGCUUCAGAUGCUUCUCAGCAUAAUGGAGAUGAUGUCGUCAUGCAAGAACAGGCGGAUGUGGACCCUAUGAUUUCAUGAUUGAACAUAUGAUACCCCAUUCAUUCGCAUUGUAAAGGGUGCAUUGCACUGCUGUUGAUCUUUUUAAUGAUCAUUAGGGUACUUGGUUGUCUUAUUAGCGAGGUGUUUGGGAGCUUGUCUUUUCCCGGUACCGGAUGGGAAGCAUUGGCUUAACCUGAGUUGGGAUGUCUUCAAAUUGCCUUGAGCUCUGGAUUUGCUGACUCACACUUAUUUAUAUUACUGAAUUAUGUAGCUACUUCAAUCUGAAUUUUGACCUAAAAUAUUAUUGAAGUCACAUUGUGUAGAAACCUCAGGCCUGAGACUGGAAAAGAGCGAAACAGUCAAAAGUAGGCAACAAACAAAAGAUUCAAAUCAGGGUAUAUUUAGAAAUUCAUCAUAUCUCUUCCAAACAUCGCCCUCUUUGCCCAAUCCAUUGACAACAUCACUCUCGUCCUCAAACUCACGCUUUGAGCAAAAUAAAUACUGCGCCAUAAAUACACCGCCAGCAGUCCACCUCCCCAACUCAACCCGUUAAUAUCAAACACAGCCGCAUUGCCGAUGUACGCCAGACUCCCAAGAUGCUUGUAUUCAAACGCCCGGUACACGGAUUCAUCCAGGGUCGCAUAAUCAGUCUCAUUGGCCUUGAGGUCUGGUGAAACAGAAGCCAUCUUAUUGAAUUUUCGACCCAGGUACUGACCCUGCUGAUUUGCUCGCUGGGCUGUAGCGGGAAGGGAAGUGAGCUUCGUGUCUAUUUGUGAGAGGAGUUCGUGAAGUUCGUCGAAGUCGAGGGUGCCACUUCGGUCCUUGUCGUACUGCUCGAAUAAUCGGUCCAGUCUUCUGAGGUGAUUGGAAGCCUGUGGGAACCGCUUCUUCACACGUGAGGCUACAUCACGCCAUUCUUUGAAGGUAAGGUGGACUUUCUCCGGGUCCCUGCCUUUCUCCCAGGCAACGGUGCGCAAGAAGCUUACUAGGUGAUCUGCUACUUUGUUCUGGACGGUUGAGCAGUCUCCGAUGGCAUACACAUCACCUGCGGGAGCACCAAGGAGUCGGAGGUGAGUGUCAGUUUCGAGAGCGUGACGGUUAUUCUGGCCUUUGAGCUUCUUGGAAAUCUUCUGACAAAAUUCGGUUUGGGCUUGAAAGG